Molecule: messenger RNA, 5861 nt
Organism: Molossus molossus (Pallas's mastiff bat)
Lineage: Eukaryota; Metazoa; Chordata; Mammalia; Chiroptera; Molossidae
Gene: ARRB1
Product: arrestin beta 1
Exons: 16
Coding region: 4305-5543 (412 amino acids)
Biological process (GO): G protein-coupled receptor internalization; visual perception; signal transduction
Molecular function (GO): G protein-coupled receptor binding
Source: RefSeq, a predicted model, not a curated record
CCUGGGCGAGUGCACAGGCAGGGGUUCUAGUCCGCUCCCAGGCUCUGCGUUCACGGUCAUCCCAGGACCGCCAACGCCCGGCUCAGCGGCACUGAGUUCCCCUCUGUCCCCGAGGUUUCCCGUGUAGUCAGUGGCAGGGCUGUGGGCGGGGGUACGCAAAGACGAGGACCCAGCUGCCCCGUCUGCUUCAUGGCUCCUCGGUAGAGAGACACACGCAAACACACUCACUCCCUGACACCCAGCACUGGCUAGCAGACACAGAGACCCACGGGGGCAGGCUGACACACAGUGACACACACCCUCAUGUGGACACAGGCACACUCAUCCAUGGGCACGCUCAUGCUGGCACACACUCGCUGACAUUCACUGCCACACACUGAUCACAUACAGUGACACUGUCACACACAAUGGUACACACUUGUCAACACAUUCUUGCUGACAGUCAUGUUGGCAUACACAGGUCACACACCAAACACAUCAACUCUAACACAUCUUAAUGCUGGCACACACAUGUUGGCUACAAUGUACACACACACACACAGUCACUUUUGCUCACUGUAACAAACACUCUUACUGGCAAACACAUGUUGUCCCCCCUCCUAACAUGACCGCUUGUGCUGGCACAUAUCUCACUAACAUGGUGUUCGCAAGACCAAACCAACACUGACCCACCAGACACAAAGCAGACUAAUGCCCGCGCAGGCUGGCACUCCAUGGUCACAAGUUGACAGACCCUGGGGCUGCUGACACACUGACUCUAGUUGCCACUUGGAGAGAAGUGGAGACACAUAUCACACAGUGGGAGGCCAGCCUGCAGCCUGAGAAAAUAGAAUCGUAUCCACUCUAUUUCCUCUCCCUCUGACCUCCCUGAGGCCUGGGUGGCUGGCCAGGAUCUGUUUUGAGCUGGGGGGUGGGAAGAGACUUCUCUCUCUGAGGAGCCUGCCCUGACUCAGAAAGAGAGGGGAUGUGCCUCUGAAGUGGAAAACUGGGACAAAACAGGGGAGGGGGCUGGAGCUGGGGAAGGGUGGCCCCAGUGGACAGCCCUGGCCAGGUGCUCGGCUUUGUCAUCCUAGUCUGCCCCUGCAGUCUGACCACUUCCUUAAGUUCUGAUAAAAGCUUCUCCCUUAUCUCCUCCUCUUACUCCUUCUGCAACCCCUCUUGCAUUUUUUUCUCUUUGCUCUCUCUUGUCCUUGUGCUCCACUCCUUCCUCCUCUCUUCCCUCUCUCCACCCCCCCCUCUCUCCUUGCUUUCAGUAGUUAUUUAUCGAGCACCUGCUGAGGGCUAGGCAUAGUGUGGGGAUCAAAGAUGUGUGCUGCAGGAGCUACUAGACUAGGGAGAGAUGACCUCAGUGGCCAUCGUGCUCCGGGACCACUGACAGGGCUGUUGUACACCCACUUUCGUCUGACACACUCUCUCAACAGCAUGAAAGAGGUACUCCAGAGAUUAUCAACAUAUUCCAGAAAAAAAAAAAAAAUUGAGGCUCAGAGGUAACUAACUGGUGCGCCUAAGAUUCAGAAACUGCUUCCCAGCCAUCCUCCUGACAGCUCUCCAGAGAGGCUAACUUUCCUCUUCCCGUUUUCUGGAAGAGAAGUCAGCGCUCAGAGAGGUUACCUGGCUUGCUUAAGGAGAGGUCAGAGGCAGGGCCCGGACUGGAGCCCACCAGGUCCCAUUUCUCUGUGACUUGCUAUUGGGCACUGCCAUGCCCUGGAGGAUCCUGGGUGGGAGGCCAGGGGGGGGUGCCCUGCUCUGUGUGUGGAGGCCCAGGCUGGUGGGGGAGGUUUCAAAAGAUUAUGAGAUGUCUGCACGUACUCCGAUGGCUAGUCCCCAUUACAGCCUGGCCAGCACUGUGACCCAGGUCUCUGUCCUCAGCAGGAGGAUGUGUGACUCUCUCUUCCAUAUCCAUGUCCCCUAAAGCCAAGAUCCUUCUGACCAUUGAGGUCAGACUUUUCUCCUUGAGAAAGUCAGGAGCCUUUGUUCUUCUCCUUCAUUCUUCUUCUGCUGCUUUGCCAUCAGGGUGACUCAGCCCCUCUUGAGCCUUGGCUUGCUUCUCUGUGACUUGGGGAGGAGUGUCAUUGGUCUCCUGCUGCCCGGGGUUGUCAUCAGGAUGAGGACACCAUGAGCAGCCAGGCAUCUCUUGGAGACCCUAUCCUUGGAGGCAGGACCUUUUCCGUGACUCCUUCUGCUCUGCCUCUAACUCACUGGGGGACCUUGGAGACCUUGGGCAAUUGUCUUCACCUUUCUUAACCUUGGUUUUCCCACUUGUAAAUUGGAGCUAUGAAUUCUUUAAAAUUUGGAGGGUUCUUGUUGUGUUUACUGAAUUCACAGGACAGGGUAGGAGGUGCUUCCUGAAGCCUGGAGCCCAGGCCUAGCUACACUCCACCCAACGAUAGCCCUGCUCCCCUCUCCGUCUUUCCUGCAGCCCCAGUUGGCUGCCCCCUCCCUUCCAGGCAGGUUUCCUGAGUAAUUUGGAAGAGAAGGGCAAGGCCAAUACCUUGCCUUGUUCCAUAAGCAGUGGGACUCUGCUUUAUCUUGGCCUUAGAAGAGGAGACAGCAAAUAUCCAGUAGUCUAAGGAUCAGUAGUCACCACAUCCAUCCCUGAGCCUGGAUUUGCAUCCCCCAUAUGAAAAUGACAAUGGGAAUUAGUCAGAAACGGUCACUCCCCUCUAGGAACUUCGGGGUCAAGGGGAAAGACAAAUACCUGGAUAGGACUCCUUACAGGCAGGUAGGCAGCUGCUCUAACAGGGUGCUCUGGGAGCAAUCCGACAUCCUUUUGACAAAUGUUGACUGAAUGCCAGGGCUGGGGGUUCAAGAUGAAUGGCUCCACUCUAAAUCCAAGUCCCCAAAGGAUUUAGAGCAGUGCAGGUGAUUAUAAUGCAGGGUGACAUGUGCUGUGGGAGGCUAAGGAGUCCCCAACCCAGUCCUGGCAGGGGGCAUGGUGAGGGUCGCUCUCCUGGGAAGGAGGUGGCAUUGGGGCUACUGGGUUUCACCUGGAAGGAUCAGGAGGCCGAGGGGUGGGAUUGGGAUGUCAUUCCUGGCCCAGGGUGCAGAGUGUGCAAAGGCUUGGAAGCGUGAAGCCACACGUGCAGCCUGUGGACCGGGGAUGCUGGCUGAGCCUUAAGCGCUCAACAGGCCAGUCAUCAACAGCCUGGAAUGUCAAGCCAAGGAGAGAGGCUUUUCUCUGAGUGGAAGGUGAUUCGGGGAAGAGUGUGAGGAGGGGAGGGAUGGGAGCAGACUUUCAUUUCAGAGGGGGGCCUUUGGCAGUGGCAGGAAGGGUGGCUGGGAAGAGCAGGCCUGGAAGCAAGACCAGUGAGGAGGCUGAGGAGGAGCCUGAGAGAAGGGGAGCUCUGAGUGAAGGCUGUGGAGAGGAUGGAACUGAGACACAGGAAUAAGAAGGCGGAGCCAUUUUGCCGACUGGUUGUGUAUCUGGUACGCGUCAGGAGUUACGCGCACGAUCUCAUUUGGUUCUCCCAGUGAUCCUAUGAAUGUAGGGACUGCUCUUCCCAUUUCACAGAUGGGGCAACACGCUAGGAAAGAUUAAAUAAUUUGUCCACUGCCACUUAGCCAGUGAACUUCUGAAUCCAGGCCUGUCUGCCCACAAAGUCCUGCUGCUGUUCUGUACUUUCCCUCAGAGGGAGGGGGCUUGUCUGGCUCCUAGUUAGACUCCCCCACCUCCCUGGUAACCCUCAAAUUGUGCCUCCCUUCUGGUUCUUUGCUGUUUCUACUAAUUCAACUGGCAACAUGAAGGAUCAGAGUUAGACAAUAGGAGGGACUUCCUGAGAAGCAGUGGGAUGGAAUGAAUUUUCUUUUCCUUCAGAUGUUUAUGAAAUCUUCUUUUUUGGUCGGGGGAAGGGCGGGUAUGAUGAGGGUGUGUAAUCACCAGCUGUCUGUGAGCUUGGCUGUUUUCUCUCUUGGUGGUUAAGUUCUGUGCAACUCAUCUUGGCUAGAACAUGGGGAAAUCCUGUGGCUUUGGUCAGGGUCACUUGUGGGGCUACUGAAAACAGAAGUGUUGAGCCUGACCUACCGUCCAUGAUCCCCAAUUCUAGGCCAGCCUCUGGGCUUCAGAAUUCUCCAUGGCUGUCUUCCCUCCAAGUUUGGGCCUUCUUGCAUGACACUGAAGCAUGGGUUCAGGGUUCCUGAGUCAUGGGCUGACCACACCUCAGAGCUGUGGCAACAGAAGACCAGGCUUGGGGUCAGCAUGCCCUGAGUGGCUUCUGGAACUGCUGCCAGCAGGACCAUAUUGACCAUAUAAUGAGGCCUGCAAGAGGGAGCAGCUUGACAAGGAGCCAGCCUGGAAGUUGAGGAAGAUGGUGUUCAAGAAGGCAAGCCCAAAUGGGAAGCUCACCGUCUAUCUGGGAAAGCGGGACUUUGUGGACCACAUCGACCUCGUGGACCCCGUGGAUGGCGUGGUCCUGGUGGAUCCCGAGUACCUCAAGGAGAGGAGAGUCUAUGUGACCCUGACCUGCGCCUUCCGCUAUGGCCGGGAGGACCUGGAUGUCCUGGGCCUGACCUUCCGCAAGGACCUGUUUGUGGCCAACGUGCAGUCCUUCCCCCCGGCCCCCGAGGACAAGAAGCCCCUGACGCGGCUGCAGGAGCGUCUCAUCAAGAAGCUGGGCGAGCACGCCUACCCGUUCACCUUUGAGAUCCCCCCGAACCUUCCGUGCUCGGUGACGUUGCAGCCAGGGCCUGAAGACACAGGGAAGGCCUGUGGUGUGGACUAUGAAGUCAAAGCCUUCUGUGCUGAGAACCUGGAGGAGAAGAUCCACAAGCGGAAUUCUGUGCGCCUGGUAAUCAGGAAGGUUCAGUAUGCCCCGGAGAGGCCUGGUCCCCAGCCCACAGCCGAGACCACCAGGCAGUUCCUCAUGUCAGACAAGCCCUUGCAUCUCGAGGCCUCUCUGGAUAAGGAGAUCUAUUACCACGGAGAACCCAUCAGCGUCAAUGUUCACGUCACCAACAACACCAACAAGACAGUGAAGAAGAUCAAGAUCUCGGUGCGCCAGUAUGCAGACAUCUGUCUUUUCAAUACAGCCCAGUACAAGUGCCCUGUGGCCAUGGAAGAGGCCGACGACACAGUGGCACCCAGCUCAACCUUCUGCAAGGUGUACACGCUGACCCCCUUCCUGGCCAACAAUCGAGAGAAGCGGGGCCUCGCCCUGGAUGGGAAGCUCAAGCAUGAAGACACGAACCUGGCCUCCAGCACCCUGUUGAGGGAAGGAGCCAACAGAGAGAUCCUGGGCAUUAUCGUUUCCUACAAAGUGAAAGUGAAGCUGGUGGUGUCUCGGGGCGGCCUGUUGGGAGAUCUUGCGUCCAGUGACGUCGCCGUGGAACUGCCCUUCACCCUAAUGCACCCCAAGCCCAAAGAGGAACCCCCACAUCGGGAAGUUCCAGAGAACGAGGCGCCAGUAGAUACCAAUCUCAUAGAACUUGACACAAACGAUGACGACAUCGUGUUUGAGGACUUUGCCCGUCAGAGACUGAAAGGCAUGAAGGACGACAAGGAGGAGGAGGAGGAUGGUACUGGCUCUCCGCAGCUCAACAACAGAUAGACGGGCCAGCCCUCCUCCCGGGCAGCUCCAGGUCCGCCCACCUGCGCGAGGCUGCUCAUUUGUCUUCUUGUUCUGGUGCCCCGUCCCCUUUGUUCUUCCAGUUUCUACCGGGGCCCAGUGGUCUUCCAGGUUGUGGUGGUGACCCUCUGGCCGCAGGUUGGGCCCCACAUCACCAUGCCAACGGGGCCACAUGCACCACCAUAACCCUGUCAUUGCAGUCACCUUUCCAUCCUCCCUCUUCCUGCUGACCCCCGGAAAGGCCGCCAUGGCUCUGGCCUUGGGAUUUGACUCGAGAUGGGGAGCAGGGGGCAGGGUAGG